AUGGAGAUUCCGCGCGGUCAGAAAUUCAUACAGACACAAAGGGGUUCGACAGGAAAGUCCUUUCGAUCUAAUCCAUUCUUGGGGUCAAAUAAAGACAAAGGAUAUGUAAGUGACCUAGCACGACAAAGCACUCUCCGAGGGCAUGGAAUGUCUAAUUUUUCGGUCAGAAUCUCGACAGUAAUGUCUCUGUUAGAUUUUCCGGUCGAAAUACGGAAAAACUCCAUUCAAUUCUCGAUGGAAACGGAGUUUUGCGAAUUCUCCCCGGAACUGGAAGAUCAUUUCGAGAUCUUCGAACAUAUUCGAGGGUUCAAUGUGACUAUUGUCACUUCGGCCAACACACAAGAUGAGACUUUACCACCGUGGAGCGGCUUUUUGCAAAAAGAUGAGGGGGAAACUCAGUAA
Messenger RNA from Thlaspi arvense, 402 nucleotides. The record is from the annotation of a GenBank genome assembly. Lineage: Eukaryota; Viridiplantae; Streptophyta; Magnoliopsida; Brassicales; Brassicaceae.